Molecule: messenger RNA, 2043 nt
Organism: Frankliniella occidentalis (western flower thrips)
Lineage: Eukaryota; Metazoa; Arthropoda; Insecta; Thysanoptera; Thripidae
Product: gamma-aminobutyric acid receptor subunit alpha-6-like
Biological process (GO): signal transduction; regulation of membrane potential; nervous system process
Cellular component (GO): neuron projection; membrane; synapse
Molecular function (GO): extracellular ligand-gated monoatomic ion channel activity; transmembrane signaling receptor activity; neurotransmitter receptor activity
Source: RefSeq, a predicted model, not a curated record
GCCCGCCGACCCUGGUCACCGUCGGGAUCUACAUCAAGAGCAUGUCCGACGUGUCCGAGACCGAUCAGAGGUACUCGAUGGACACGUACUUCCGCCAGUCCUGGUUCGACCCGCGGCUUCGCUUUUCGCUGCCGGGCAUCGACGAGUUCUCCAUGUCGUGGCUGUUCCUGGACCGCGUCUGGAAGCCCGACACGUACAUCGUCAACGGGUACCGCUCCUACCUGCACCGCAUCACCGUCCCCAACAAGUUCGCUCGCGUGCGCUCCGACGGCUUCGUCACCUACUCCAUGAGACUCACGCUGCAAGCCAGCUGCCCGAUGCACCUCCGCAAGUUCCCACUGGACUCGCAGCGCUGCCCGCUUCUCAUCGGGAGCUACGGGUACAUGGCCUCGGACCUGGUGUACGCCUGGCACCCCACGGGCGUGGGGCUGGAGCCGGGGGUGGAGCUGGCGCAGUACGACCUCGUCAACGUCACCAUCACGGACGAGCUGCUCAUUAGGCGGGGCGCAGAGGAGUUCUCCAUGAUCUCGGCCAUGUUCCACCUGCGGCGCAACACCGGCUACUACACGCUGCAAGUGUUCGUGCCCUGCGGCCUCAUCGUCUGCUCCUCCUGGGUCAGCUUCUGGAUCGACCCGGACGCCGUCCCGGCCAGGGUGUCACUGGCCGUGACGACGGUGCUCUCCAUGACCACGAUGGGCUUCGGCGGUCGCUCCUCCAUGCCCAAGGUCAACUACGCCACGGCGCUCGACUGGUUCGUCAUCAUGUGCUUCGCCUUCGUGUUCGCCGUGAUGCUAGAGUACGCCGCCAUCAACUUCAUCGACAAGGUGACGGUGGACCUGCGGCGGCUGCUCGAGGAGCGCAAGCAGAAGAAGAAAAAGAACAGCACGGGCAGCGUGCACGCCUCCGUGUCGGUUGCGGGGCCCGACGCCCUCGCGACCGCACUCAGCUUGCCCACCGCCGUCCGGAGGUCGCGGUCCUCGUCCCUGGACGCGGGCACGAGGCCCGGGGGAGCCCAGCACCUGCGCCGGUCUCUACAGGAACGCGGGCCUCGGUGGCGUCCGUCUGCGCAUUCGGCAGUGGCCGCGUACUCGGCCGCGCCUGCCGGUUCCUCGUCUACGAACACUACCCCCGUGACGCUGCCCCCUAGGACAGAGGCGCCGGCCCCGGCCGCCACCCCGAGGACCUUGGAGCUGUCCGUAACCGCGUCCUCCGGUUACGUCGUGACUUCCCCGAGAGUGUCGAACCGGACCGCGUUCCUCUCGUCGGCGGCCCUCAGGACCGACGGGGCCCCCCCGACGACUGUCGCUGGACGUGCAGUCGCGACCACGACCAACAGAGAGGGCACAGGAACCUCCACGACGCGCAACAGUGCUGGUUCACCGGCGUCGACGUUGAGGCCGUGGGCGAGCUCCGGGGCCUCCUCGCCGACGGCCCGGCGGGGUGCCCGCACACCGGACCCAGUGCUCAGGACGGCGCCGGAGCUCAUAGUGACCCCGACCACCAGCGCGGAUCGGACGACGGGACCGCGUCCGAGUCCUUCACAUUCCCACACCGAGGAUGAGAUUGCGUUCGCUGACCAGGGCAACUCUGUAGGUGCGCAGGGGGACGUCCCUGCGUCCUCCUCAAACUACACUAUCCCCAUCGAGGUGGACGCCCGGCCGGCCCAGGACUCGCUGGGCGUUCUGCUCGUGGUGCCCGAGGUCGAGGGCGUUGCCAGACAAGGGUCUCCUACCCUGCGAAGGACCCAGUCUUUACGGAGGUGCUUGUCUGUACCCUAUCGACUUUGGGAACAAACUAGAUUUUUGCCCAAUGAGGAAGAUGUUACCAGACAAAUGCAAAGCAAUGAAGAGCCGGAAAAGUUUACAAAAAUUGAUAUUGUUUCUCGAAAGGUUUUUCCAAUCGCUUUUGUGUCUAUGCUAAUAAUGUACUGGAUCAUGUAUGGGUUUUACAUAUCAGAUGUGUUUCCUGGAGAGGAAGGAAAAGAUGUAUUAUAUGAACUUGCAUAUCCAAAAAAGAAAGUGUAGAUAUGUAUCAAGAAUAAAU